AUUCGUGUACUACUUGUAGGCGCUGUUAUAGUUGAACAUGAGUUCGUCAGCCCGCCGAUAAAGACACGGCACGAUGUACCCGGCUUGAUCACCCAGAGUGAUAGGACAGUGGCGUGACAGGUUGGAGGACGGGCUCGAGAGCAGGCAGUCGCAUCGGGCAGCAGCGGAGUGUGUAGGUACUACCGAAACCGAGUAGCAAGAUUCCGGCACAGUCCGCAGAGCGCAUCCGGCUGAAUUUCAGACUAAAUUGUACCGGAUGUCCAGGCUGACAUGCCAGUACGUCGGGUUACCUAUGUAUUGCCUGCAGGGGAUGCACCAACCGCUCGACGACCGUCCGAUCGAAGACCAACCGAUAUCUGUUUCCUGCAGCAGAAUUCUCUUUUCGGACACAUUCUACGCCACGCUGGGCCCGUCGUCAAUCGACACCACCUCGUCGCAAAACUCAUCGUUACGACGGAAGUUUUAGUUCAGAGGUUUACGGUGAUCCAUAAUGGCAUUAAUACUCGUGGCCCUCCUCACACUGUUGUGCCAGAAGGUCCACCACAGCAAUGCUUUCAACUCUUUCGCUGGACCUUAUAUAGUUGUCAUCGAGGAUCGGGGUGCCUACUCGUGUGAACUACCCAAUAACCACAUUCUGUGGGGAUGGCAUUGGCGAACAAGUCACUUUAAUCCAAAUAGACCAAGAGAAAAACAACUACUGACUGGUAACAUAACAGGUCUAAAUGUAACUCUUGACGACAGCUGGUCGGCGACAGUAAGCAUGGAUUCUUUAUCAAAUAACCAAUGGAAAGAAAACGCUCUUGUAUUUCCUUGGAAAAGUAAGGCAUGCACGAUUUUUAAACAAAAUAUCCCUUCCCUGUACAACAUUUUUUACAAAAAGACAGAAAUUAAAGGCGAGUGCAGAUUCAAACCAGGAGUUUACACGGCCAAUAACGCCCCCUUGGAUUUGGUAUUUCCAAACUUCCCAAUAUUGCCGUAUGGACGCUACAGAAUAAGAGCCACGGCUGGCAAGGACGAAAACCUGUUCGCAUGUUUCGCAGUAUAUGGAAGAGUAAUACCUAAAAUGUACUAACAUUGAGCAGCUACUACAAUGAUAUGAAGUGUACUGUUCAUCCUAUUACUGGAUGUUUCGGAUGGACAAAGUUGAUGGACUUUUGAACAGAGCACACGGAUUAAUUACAGUCGUUCGGUAAUAAUCAUUAUUUCUCCGUAAAUUACGACUCAAGCAUAACGUUUUAAAGACUCAAAGUUUGGCAGGGAGCACCGUACACAACAAUCACCAAUUCAGGAAGACCACAUUUAUGGUUCUCACAAGCAUAUGUGAAUGUUGCAUCAACUCGCAUCAACAACGUGUUAUGGCGCUCAUGCUCUUUCGCGGUGUGCCCCUGCUAAUCAUUUUUUCGGCGUUAGUACCUUGUCUAGAACACAUGAAGCAUUCGAGUUUUCCGUCCCGUACACGAGCGAGCACGACUGCGCGAGUCCCGUUGCGUUUCAGCGCGCGCAUACAGCCUUCUUGUUCCAACGCUUUUACCACUGAAAAAUAUAUUUGUACAUGUACGAUAUAUUUUGUAAUUUGCCAUUUACAAUACGAGUCGUAAAUGUACAACCUCCCACUGUCGCUCGAUAUUCGAUUCCAAGUCGAUACAUAGGGCUAGUAAAUUGUACAAUUUUAGAUUGUACUUGUACGACUUCUUCCAUGGAAAAUUUUCCUGUACCCGGUACGACAAUUUUUCACAGUGUACGGUGUGCGCUGGGUCGCGGCGUGU
Molecule: messenger RNA, 1766 nt
Organism: Frankliniella occidentalis (western flower thrips)
Lineage: Eukaryota; Metazoa; Arthropoda; Insecta; Thysanoptera; Thripidae
Exons: 6
Coding region: 491-1072 (193 amino acids)
Source: RefSeq, a predicted model, not a curated record